AUGGGGGUACCAUCCUGUUUGACACCUGUGAAGGUUAAGCCAAUGGUUGUUUUUUCCAUUUUCCUGCGAUGUUUCAAAAGGCCUUACAUGCGCAUCUCACUGGAGGGUCACCCACAUGAAUUCAUUCCAACAGAAUCAAUCGUGCAGAAUGAAGAUGAAGAGGAUGACUGGUUGGAGCGGGCAUUGAUAAGGGAUCAAUUCAACCAAUCACAAAAGCUACAGCAAUAA
Messenger RNA from Gryllus bimaculatus (two-spotted cricket), 228 nucleotides. NCBI's taxonomy places the organism in Eukaryota, Metazoa, Arthropoda, Insecta, Orthoptera, Gryllidae. The record is from the annotation of a GenBank genome assembly.